Molecule: messenger RNA, 1592 nt
Organism: Rana temporaria (common frog)
Lineage: Eukaryota; Metazoa; Chordata; Amphibia; Anura; Ranidae
Gene: SETD6
Product: SET domain containing 6, protein lysine methyltransferase
Exons: 9
Coding region: 75-1520 (481 amino acids)
Biological process (GO): peptidyl-lysine monomethylation
Cellular component (GO): nucleus
Molecular function (GO): protein binding; protein-lysine N-methyltransferase activity
Source: RefSeq, a predicted model, not a curated record
UCACUUCAAGCCCUCCAAUGAGGAGAACAGCCCUCGGCGGGCGGGGCGUAACACGGAAGUGAUCCCGGAGGCACAUGUUGAAGAUGAGUCCGGAGGGGAAGAGGCGGAAGCUCCAGGAAGAAAACCAAGAACCGGUCUCCGCUCACAAUGAUCCAGUCUCCACCCACAAUGAUCCAGUCUCCACCCACCAUGGUCCUGUCUCCGCCCACAAGGAACUGCUCUCUUCCUUCCUGGCUUGGUGUGGAGAAUCUGGAAUCCACCUGAACCCGAAGGUGUCCAUCGGCAUGGAGGGGACAGUGGCGCAGUACGGGAUGCUGGCCCGCCAGGAUAUUCCAGCUGGAGAAGUUGUGUUUACCAUCCCCCGCUCUGCUCUGUUGUCGCAACACACAACUCGGAUCCGGGAAAUGCUGGAGGAAGAACAGCAGAGUCUGGACAGCACAUCCGGCUGGGUUCCCCUCAUCCUCUCCCUCAUGUAUGAAGCCACAGACGCCGGCUCACCAUGGGCGCCAUACUUUGGGCUGUGGCCCCGGCUGGUUCCUCCUGACCUCCCCAUGUUUUGGUCGGAGAAGGAGCGGGCGGAGCUUCUGGAGGGCACCGGGGUGCCGGACGCAGUCAGUAAAGAUCUAGAUAAUAUUGAGCAGGAAUAUAAGACAAUCGUCCUUCCCUUCAUCCUGAGACAUCCAGAGAAGUUCGAUCCCCAGACUCACACACUGGACCUCUACAUGAGGCUGGUGGCCUUUGUCAUGGCCUACAGUUUCCAGGAGCCGAUGGAGGAUGAAGAUGAUUGUGAGAAGGAGGUCCCUCCUCCAAUGAUGGUUCCCGUGGCGGACUUGCUGAAUCACGUUGCGCGGCACAAUACGCACUUGGAGUUCGCGCCGGACUGUCUGCGAAUGGUGACCACGCAGUCGGUUCCAGCGGGCCAUGAGCUGUUUAAUACUUACGGCCAGAUGGGGAACUGGCAGCUUCUACACAUGUAUGGCUUCUCUGAGCCACAUCCAGACAAUAUCAAUGACACCGCCGACAUCCAGAUGACAGUUCUGCGGGAAGCUGCGCUGCAAGGUGCAGAGUCAGAGGAGCAGAAGGAAAAGCUGCAAGAGAGGUGGUCCUUCUUGUGCCAUAUGGAGAUGGUGGGGGAAGAAGGAGCAUUUGUCUUCGGCUGUGAGGAGGUGCUGACAGAUGAAGAGCUGAGGACCUCUCUGAAGUUGCUCUGCAUGUCUGCCGAGGAGUUUGCUGAAUACAAGGAAAAUGAUGGCUGGGAAGAGGACGAGGAUAAUGAUGAGGAGGAAGAGACUCUAACCUAUCAGAAAUUGGCAUGUAUGCCAUUGUCCUGGCGCAAACUUCUCCAUGCCAGUGCAGAGCUGACCAUGAAGAGCUACACCACCAAUCUGCGCAGCGACCAAUGUAUCCUAGACGAUCCCGCCGAGUACGCCAAGCUGAGCAGCAGACAGAAGUAUUCUCUCCAAGUGCGCUAUGGACAGAAACAAAUAUUACAGAGGCUGAUGGAACUGACUGCUUGCUGAGCCACCAGUGCAUACUGAGUCCUAGUACUAUAUGUGACGCCACACAAUGAUAAUGAAAAAUGUUCAUCGGAA